UCACGGCCAGGUUUAUAUUUCCCCUUUCUCUUAGUGCAGUAUUAAAGCUGCCUCUCACUAUUUAAACGGAACUAACUAUACAUCACAUCCAGAGCCAACAUAACUGAAGUCAUCAUGGCAAUACAUUACUACGCGCUUGCUUGGCUUACGUUAGCGGUGACUGGAGCCGUCAGACCUGAAAUCUUCUCUAUGAAGGGUGAAGAUGUCAUUCUGCGCUGCGAGGCUUCAUCAAAGCCUGGUGUCCUGUAUCGUUCAGUGAUGUGGUACAAGGUUACAGAAGAGUCUGAAAAGUCUCCUCGACUGUUAAAUGGCCUUGUAAUGAAGAAACUAACUAAAAUCAAAAGCAGACUUGAAAUAUAUAAAGGGGUCACACGACACGUAGAGCUCCUGGAAAACUCAACGAAUCUUUUUCUGCCCAACGUGACUGUAGAAGACAGUGGGAUAUACAGCUGCUUUCUGUCUGCACCCCUUGGUCAUCAGAACCAGGAAGGCGAUGUCCAUCUGACCGUUUAUGAUGAUUUCACCAUUGAAAAACUGGAGUUCAGCAAUGAUGAUACAAUUUAUAUUGUGGCCCUCGCAGUACUCGUGAUGGCACUCCUCGUAAUGUACAUAAGCUAUGUGAGUCUGAGGAAUAUAUAUCAAAACAAUAAGAAGUCCUUGAAAGAUUCACUCUGGAAAAUGCCGCAUCGAGGCAAGGAACUGAUCGUCACUUUGCAGUCCAAAAACUUGGUUUGCAAGACAGUGCCUGAAGUGUUCGUCUGAAAUCAAAGUACAUGUGAACCAAAAGCAAUUCUCCGUUGAAAGUCAAGCAAAGCUUGGCGCUCAGAAAUCAACCAUGAACAGCGCUAGCCCUGAAGAGGACCGUUGCUGGAGUAAAGGUUGUAGGCUGACUCUGCUUGUACACAACAUGUGUGUGAAGAGCGAUAAAUAUGGUUUUAACAUCACGAAGGCCACUAAGAGCAAGAGAAAAUGACACAACGGAAGUGGAACGUGGAUCAGACCUGUCCUGACAGGAUCAGGACAGGAUAUGUUGGAUAGGCCUGAUAGCACAGUCGAUUGUUAUUUUGUUGUUUGUGUGUGAUACUUUAACUGAAAAAAUGUUUUUUUUCUACCUCACAUUUUUUUUAUGGAUUUCUAAUUGUUUACUGAAUUAAAGAUGUCUGUUGCGGUUGUUCAA
Molecule: messenger RNA, 1177 nt
Organism: Triplophysa rosa
Lineage: Eukaryota; Metazoa; Chordata; Actinopteri; Cypriniformes; Nemacheilidae
Gene: cd83
Product: CD83 molecule
Exons: 5
Coding region: 115-762 (215 amino acids)
Source: RefSeq, a predicted model, not a curated record